Molecule: messenger RNA, 423 nt
Organism: Belonocnema kinseyi
Lineage: Eukaryota; Metazoa; Arthropoda; Insecta; Hymenoptera; Cynipidae
Exons: 2
Coding region: 52-423 (123 amino acids)
Source: RefSeq, a predicted model, not a curated record
CUUAAACUCUGGGCAAAAUUUUUCAUGAGGUAGUUUCCAUCACUUGCAAUUAUGAAGAUCGUUUCUCGGACUGGAAUUUUCCUCUUAGUGAUUUUUCUCAAUUCUAUUGGAAUUUUUGGAUUAAGUUUAAAACCACUGACGGGGUGGCGGCGGAUUCCGAAAAUGUCUUCUUCUGAGCUAAAUCCUCCUAUUAGGUUUUACGAAGAUGGACAUGGCCUUAAACGCAUCUCAGGACCUGUUGAAGUAGGAAUAGCCGGUAAAUUCAUCGUAGGGGUAGUCAGAAAUGGGUUGCUUCAUCCAGCAUAUGAUGCUAAACAACAAAGAAUUAUAGUACGCAUGAGAGACAACCAUCCUUUUCACACAAACUUAUCUCCAGCUGAGGAACCUACCAUCAGAUUCAGAACUGCCCGAGCUGUACUGUAA